Molecule: messenger RNA, 3876 nt
Organism: Sardina pilchardus (European sardine)
Lineage: Eukaryota; Metazoa; Chordata; Actinopteri; Clupeiformes; Clupeidae
Gene: dpysl3
Product: dihydropyrimidinase like 3
Exons: 14
Coding region: 157-1905 (582 amino acids)
Biological process (GO): actin crosslink formation
Cellular component (GO): cytoplasm
Molecular function (GO): hydrolase activity, acting on carbon-nitrogen (but not peptide) bonds
Source: RefSeq, a predicted model, not a curated record
GAACGCUCUUGUUCACUACGAGGAGGCACCAAACAUUUCUCAGAGGGUGGCGACCAUUCCCCAAUUUCCAAUUCAGACACCAGCCGCAAAUCCCACGCAUUUGAAGACAAUUACAAACGUUUUUAUUUGGGCUUACAGGGCAGCAAAGACGCACACAUGUCUUACCAAGGCAAAAAGAAUAUCCCGAAGAUCACAAGUGAUCGACUCCUGAUCAAAGGAGGGAGAAUCGUCAAUGAUGACCAGUCCUUCUAUGCAGACAUCUACAUGGAAGAUGGCCUUAUUAAGCAACUUGGAGACAACCUGAUCGUCCCUGGUGGGGUGAAGACCAUCGAGGCCAAUGGGAAGAUGGUGAUCCCGGGUGGCAUUGACAUCCAUACCCACUUCCAGAUGCCCUAUAGGGGGACCACCACGGUGGAUGACUUUGCCCAGGGCUCCAAGGCCGCCCUGGCCGGAGGGACCACCAUGAUUGUGGACCAUGUGAUCCCCGAGCCGGGCGCCAGCCUGCUGGAGGCGUUUGACCACUGGAGGGAGUGGGCCGACGAGAAGGUCUGCUGCGACUACGCUCUGCACGUGGACAUCACACACUGGAACGACAGUGUCAAACAGGAGGUGGAGACCCUGCUCAAGGAGAAAGGUGUGAACUCGUUCCAGGUGUACAUGGCCUACAAGGACUUCUAUCAGAUGAGCAACAGUGAGCUGUAUGAGAUCUUCAGCUUCCUGGGAGAGAUGGGAGGGGUCGUGCAGGUCCAUGCAGAGAACGGAGAGAUCAUCGCAGAGGAGCAGGCACGCAUGCUGGAGAUGGGCAUCACUGGACCAGAGGGCCACGUGCUCAGCCACCCAGAGGAGCUGGAAGCGGAGGCUGUGUUCCGUGCCAUCACCAUUGCCAGCCAGACCAACUGCCCCCUCUACAUCACCAGGGUGAUGAGCAAGAGUGCUGCCGACAUCAUCUCCCAGGCUCGCAAGAAAGGCAAUGUUGUGUUUGGGGAGCCAAUCACAGCCAGUCUGGGAACUGAUGGGACACACUAUUGGAGCAAGAACUGGGCUAAGGCCGCCUCCUUUGUGACAUCACCUCCUCUGAGCCCGGACCCCACCACUCCAGACUACCUGAACACGUUACUCUCCAGUGGUGACCUGAAUGUUACUGGUAGUGCUCAUUGCACCUUCAGCGUGGCCCAGAAGGCUAUUGGCAAGGACGACUUCACCCAGAUUCCAGAGGGGGUGAACGGCGUGGAGGAGAGGAUGUCCCUCAUCUGGGACAAGGCCGUGGUGACCGGGAAGAUGGACGAGAACAUGUUCGUGGCCGUGACCAGCACCAACGCUGCCAAGAUCCUCAACCUCUACCCGCGCAAGGGCCGGAUAGCCGUGGGCUCGGACAGUGACCUGGUCAUCUGGGACUCGGACGCCGUCAGCACCGUCACGGCCAAGACUCACCACUCGGCUGCCGAGUACAACAUCUUUGAGGGCCUGGAGCUGCGCGGGGCGCCCAUGGUGGUCAUCUGCCAGGGCAAGAUCGUCCUGGAGGACGGCAACCUGCACGCCACCGCCGGCUCUGGACGCUUCCUGCCCUGCACCCCGUACCCCGACUUCGCCUACAAGAGGGUCAAGGCCCGCAAGCAGCUGGCGGUGAUCCGGGCCGUGCCCAGGGGCAUGUACGACGGACCCGUGGCCGAAUUCACGCCCAUGUCUCGCGGUGCCACCCCGGCCUCCUCUGCCCGCACCUCGCCCACCAAACAGACCCCUGUGCGGAACCUGCACCACUCUGGCUUCAGCUUAGCAGCCGGCCAGCAGCAGCAGGGUGAGUCCCGAAUCCACAGACCACCUGCUGACGACAACCCCAUCCGUCCCGGUGGACGGCGCAUCGUAGUGCCCCCUGGUGGCAGGUCCAACAUCACCUCCCUGAGCUAAAGAGGAUUUCCUAAGGGGAGGGGGGCAAGGCAUCCGUUCUGAAUAGAGAAUGAACGAGGGAGGGAUUGCUAGGAGAAAUAAUAAUAAAAAAAAAUAAACAAAACAAACAAAAAAAAUAAUAAUUUUUUGAAGGCAAGCAAAACACUGACACUCCUCAUGCCUUACCUGUCACGAAAGAUACCUACGCCAGCUUUUAAACUGCACAGUAUUUCUUCUCCCGAAAAAAUCUGCCGCCCCGGAAAAAAACCUGAAUUGAUAAUUGAUAUCAGUGCACCAUGUAGCCCUUACAAACAGAGUCAACUGCAAGAGACUCCACGUCAGCACAAGCUCCUAGGUCUGAUAAUGGUUAACUCCUUCAUGAAGAAAGGAAAUGCGCAAACACACAGUCUCACAUUCCACGUGGCUAAAUGAAUACAAAAAACAGUUAAAUGCUUCCAGAAAGUAUACGAAAAAACAUCACUCAGAACACAUACUAACAGGAGAGGAGAAGGAAUACCGUCUGUUUUCAGAACAUGGCUUUGGUUUGAUCCAUUAGACGUUUUUUGAUGUCAUCUUUUUUUUGUUAACUAGUCUGCUAAAUAAUCCCUAGCAAUUGAAACAUGCAAUUCCAUCCAUUGUUGGUAGGUGGCGAUGUGAGUAUGAUAGUUGUAACGUAGCUUUGCGUAUGAUGUUGUUGCAGCCUUCCUUGGGGGGUCACCGCGCCCCCCCGGGAGUGAUUGAUUUCGUAAGACACUUCGGAUAAGAAUUCAAAAAGAAACAAAGAGAAGAAACGAGCCCGGGUUAGAGCGCUCUGGUGUACCCGUUUUUUUGCAGCAUGCUGGCUGGAAAAAUGGUCCUUGUGUCAUUUUAUUCUGUUCAAGUGCUCUUUCCUCGCGCUGAUUGUGACCAACCACCCUCAUCCCUAGAUAGCUUUGUUCCCUGGAACAGGUCUGUGCCGGAUCUGCCACAGGGGGCGGGCCACAUCUGGGUUAAAUGCUUGUCAAGCUUUUCUGCCUGUUGCUUCAUACAUCAUACCCAACUGCCUGGAGAAAAGGAAAAACAAACGAUUAAGGAAGAAAGAAUUGUGAUCUCAAAAAUAACUGAAACAAUGGUUUAAUCCAAGUUUAGGAAUCAAACAAACAAACAAAUCUGCAUUGAGAUAAUUGUGCCACCUCUGGCAUUCUGGCGUUAAGUUCUGAAAUAUGGUUUUGGAAAUAUCUCUUGCGAUGAGUAACCUCAGGUGGAAGGAAGCAAGUGCAACCGAGACACUGACGUACUAAACAGAGGCAAUAUCUGGUUUUCAUUGUCCAAUACCCCCAAAUGUUCCUAGACUUAAAACAAUUACACACAUCUGAAGGGAUGUUCAGUAUGCAUUCCCCCCCAUACUACAUGUGCAUUCCUUCCAUACACUUUGUUAUGCGUCCUGUUUUAGGACUUUUAUUGCAUUUGGAUACAUUUCUCUGAUGUUGAAAAAAUGUCAAAACAAUGCACAUAGGACCAAAUGCCAAUGCUCAGAAUGCGCUGGCAUAUUGGAAAGCACAGUCUUUCCUCUGUCCCUUCAGAAUGUCAUAGUUGGGGUAGGUCUGGAAUCUGUGUUUAUUUCUGGCAAUGAAAACUGUUUGGUGCCUUUCAAGGAUUCUCCGAGAGAUAUGAUCCUUCCUUCUAAUAAGCUGCCAUUUUGGUUAACAACACACAACAUUGGAGAAGGCUUCUCGUAAUGCUCUCAUACACAUUUGUUCUAAUUUGAUAAAGCUUUUAUUUUUUAUUUUUUUCGUAUGAUCCCAACCAAAAAAAAGGAAGGGCGUACUAUGGGGUAUUCAGAAUGAGGUGAAAAAGCAAACAAAACCAAGUGGGUGUUUUAUUUAUGUUCGCUGACUAUCUUUGUUGUAGGUUUAUGUUCUUUUUUUACAGUUGUAUCAAAAAGCCAGGUGAAACCUAAACUGAGAUGUGGUUGUAUGAAUUGUUCCUGAAUAAACAUCAGUUGCAACUGAA